Messenger RNA from Parnassius apollo (apollo), 252 nucleotides. Lineage: Eukaryota; Metazoa; Arthropoda; Insecta; Lepidoptera; Papilionidae. The record is from the annotation of a GenBank genome assembly.
AUGGACAAUCAGCAGCGAAGACGCAUAUUGAGCAGGCUAGAAAAAGAUGUCCAUGAGAUCCUCAGUGGUGAUAAUGAUAAAAAUGAAACCGGAAUGUUUCCUUAUAAACUGAGUAAGCAUGACAAUGACUCGGAACAAGAAUGUGACGAUGAUUUGCAUCAAGUAUUUUCGAAUUAUGACGAAUCUUUGGAAAUAUCAAACGAAGAUCCUGGUGAACGAAUCUAUGGAAGCUCUCAAAUCUGCGUUCAGUGA